AUGUCAAUCCUUUCAAUUUCAGCUUCAUCUUCUUCUUCCCUUCUUCCCAAUGUCUCAUUCUCCUCCUCAAAAUGCUGCUCUUCAUUUCUCACCCCACCAACCCACACCAACAGCAACCCAUUUCUGCCCAUUGUGAAAUCCAAGAAGAAGAAACCAGUGGGCGUGACCAUGAGCGUGGAGGCAGGCAUAGGAGUUAUGGCCACGAAGCUCGGCAUGAUGAGCUUCUUCGAACCCAACGGCAAAGUUGUCCCAGUCACAGUGGUGGGUUUCAAAGAAGGCAACAUAGUGACCCAGGUCAAAACCGAGGCCACAGACGGAUACGAUGCCGUUCAGGUGGGCUACCGCAGAGUCAGGGACCGGAAACUAACGAAACCCGAAAUGGGUCAUCUCCAGAAGGCCGGUUCAAUCCCCCUGCGCCAUCUCCAGGAGUUUCGGCUCCAGAGCGUUGAUGGGUUCGAGCCAAACCAGAAGCUUUCGUUCGACGAGCUCUUCAACGAAGGAGACAUUGUUGAUGUCUCUGGAACCACAAUCGGGAAAGGGUUUCAGGGUGGGAUUAAGAGGCACAAUUUCAAGAGAGGGCAAAUGACUCAUGGGUCCAAAAGUCACAGAGCUCUUGGGUCAAUUGGGGCUGGAACGACGCCAGGGCGGGUUUACAAGGGGAAGAAGAUGCCUGGAAGAAUGGGAGGGACCAAGACCAAGAUCAGGAAGCUCAAGAUUGUGAAGAUUGAUAAGGACCUCAAUGUUGUUAUGAUCAAAGGUGCUCUUCCUGGUAAGCCUGGCAAUCUUCUUCGCAUAGCUCCAGCUAAGAUUCUUAUGGUCCUGUUUGGUGCUUAA
This is a messenger RNA of Prunus armeniaca (apricot), 834 nucleotides long. Lineage: Eukaryota; Viridiplantae; Streptophyta; Magnoliopsida; Rosales; Rosaceae. The record is from the annotation of a GenBank genome assembly.